UGGUUUCACAUGAUGAAGUGAAAGUAAAAGUGACACAGAUGACAAAUGUUCAUACAGUAGGAUAGCAGCAUACGAAGCAGGCUGUCCAGUUGUCUUCAUUCUUUUGAAAGAUGUGGUUACUAUCAAGUCCUCGUGUGGACCCAGAAGCUCAAGCUGAGAAGCGAACAGUAUGUGAAACAGGAGACAAACAGAAGACCACAUUGUUUGAAGAAAUAGAUGCAUUACUGAAGGACAAAGAAGAAGCUAUUGCAUCAGAACUUCUGAUUGUCCUGCUGGGCAUGUCUGGAUCUGGAAAAAGUGCAGCAAAAAGCAUGAUAUUUGGGCGAGAUGAGAUAAGUCAGGCUGGUGCCUCUACAGCCACUCAGAAGAUAACAAAAGAGAGAGGAAGAUUAGAUAAAGACCAGGUGUCUGUGUUAGAUACUCCUGACUGGUUCAGCUCUGGGCUCUCAAUGGAGCAAAUUAAGCAAAACAUACAACUCAUUAGUAUGUGUUCCUCUGGACCUUAUGCUUUCCUUCUAGUCUUACCAAUAAAAAAUGAGUUAACUAAAGAGGAAAGAGAGAUGGUGAAGAAUAUGGAGCAGUUUUUAGAAGAGAUAUCCAGGGAGAGGAUAAUGAUCCUUUUCAUUAUCACUGAUGAACAAGAAAAUCAAAACAUAGAUCAGAGCAGCUUUUUCCAGCACCCGAGCUACCAGGAGCUGGUGAAAAAAUGUGGUGAAAGAUUUCAUUUGUUCAGUUUUAGUCAGAUAGGAAAUAGAGAUCAGGUACCAGAGCUGCUGGAGAAGAUAAAAAAGAUGGUUGGAGGAAAUGUUAGUGAUGUCUUUAAGGAGGACAAGCACCAGACCACUUCUAAAACUGAUACAGCUAAUAAACCUAAAGAUGAAAGGGAAAUAAAUUACAUUCAAGUACAACUGCCUAAAUCUCAGCGCACAGUUUGGACCUCAGAAUUUCCAAAAAUAUAAAAAAUCCAGAAGUGCUUAAUAAUCUGAAACAGAGGUUGCCAGAGAAUUUAGAAACGUCUGACAGUUGUAAUGACUUUGAAGUUCUUGAUUUUACUAAAUAAAUCUGAAGAAAAUCACUACUAGCACAAAUGAUCAAAUUAGCAUGUCUGUUCACAUUAUGAGCAUUAAGAACAGCUUUAAACAGCAAAAACAACCAAAUAUAUAUAAACAAUAACAAUAAGGUUAUUCGGUAUGUUAUGAGUUGAACUAUUGUAUAAUUUUUAAAUAUCUGUCAAUGCCAUCAAAUUAAUGUUUUGUUAGUUAAUUUUUUUUAGUAAUACAUUUUUUGCAAUUGAUGUGAGGUGUAGAUUAAAUGUGCUUUUUUUGAGGAAACUGUGUCUGUACUCAAUUUCUUUAGUGCCACACAAAAUUUAAAAAACAAUGUUUACUGAUACUGCCAGACAAAUAAACAGACAGAAUAUAGAGAAAAGCAGCAUGAAUAUCCCA
This is a messenger RNA of Paramisgurnus dabryanus, 1445 nucleotides long. RefSeq names its product GTPase IMAP family member 7-like. Lineage: Eukaryota; Metazoa; Chordata; Actinopteri; Cypriniformes; Cobitidae. Gene Ontology annotation, molecular function: GTP binding. The record is from RefSeq and is a predicted model, not a curated record.